Messenger RNA from Rhineura floridana, 1515 nucleotides. It is a transcript of the gene MYOG, whose product is annotated as myogenin. Bases 1 to 759 code for a protein of 252 amino acids. Gene Ontology annotation, biological process: muscle organ development; positive regulation of myoblast differentiation; positive regulation of transcription by RNA polymerase II. NCBI's taxonomy places the organism in Eukaryota, Metazoa, Chordata, Lepidosauria, Squamata, Rhineuridae. Gene Ontology annotation, molecular function: RNA polymerase II cis-regulatory region sequence-specific DNA binding; protein dimerization activity; DNA-binding transcription factor activity, RNA polymerase II-specific. The transcript is spliced from 3 exons. The record is from RefSeq and is a predicted model, not a curated record.
AUGCCACCAAGCAGUUGGUGUGAAGAGCCGGAGUUUCACUCCCCAACACAGGCUCAGCUUUGCCAGACGCUUGCCAUGGAACUCCUAGAGACCAACCCUUACUUUUUUACAGACCAGCGGUUUUAUGAUGGGGAAAACUACCUGAGCCCCCGCGUACAUGGCUAUGAGCAGACAGCCUAUCAAGACCGAACAGCUAUGACACUUUGCCCCGAGGGCAGGGCUGUCAUAGAGGAGAAGGCCUCAGUCCUGCCAGACCACAGUCCUGGCCAGUGUCUGCCCUGGGCAUGCAAGGUAUGCAAGAGGAAAAGCGUCUCCAUCGACAGGCGCCGGGCUGCCACCUUGAGGGAAAAGCGCAGGCUGAAGAAAGUAAAUGAGGCCUUUGAAGCUCUGAAACGGAGCACUUUAUUGAACCCAAAUCAGCGGCUUCCCAAGGUGGAAAUCCUGCGCAGUGCCAUCCAAUACAUUGAACGCUUGCAAGCUCUGCUCAGUACCCUCAAUCAACAGGAGAGGGACCAGCGGGAACUGCGCUACUGUAACACCAGCACCCAGCCAGUGGUGACUAGUGACCAUGGAACCAGCAGCACCUCAUGUAGCCCAGAGUGGAGCACCCAACUAGAGUUCAGUACUCAUCCUGGAGAUCAUUUGCUGAGUGAUGAUUCUUCUGAAGACCACAAUCUUCACUCGCUGUCUUCAAUUGUGGACAGUAUUGCUGUAGAGGAUGUGGCUGUUGCGUUCCAAGAAGAGAGGGCUCAGAACUGAGGUUGUAGACAAAGAUGUUCAUCUCUGUGUUGUUUUUUAAGUCACCACACCAGCAGAUCGUAGGGUAGAAGAAACAUGUUACUAGGACUUUACAAUUACAAAAAGUUCCUCUCCUCAUUAACACUGGCUGAUGUUCCAAAUGGGGAAAAGUUUUCCUUCCUGACUAACACUGGAUGAUGGUUUAUUUCCCAAGCCACAAAGCCAUAGACUUUAACCACUGAAGCCACUUAUCCAAUUCCAUACACCUGAAUAGUGUUUUUUCUCCCAACUCAGAGGCAAGCUUAUUGGGGGGGGGGGGUAGUAAUUUGUAUGUUUGCCUGGUUUCCAGAAAGGUGGAGAUUGUGACUUUAUUGAUAGCUUAUGGAUCUCAUUUCCUCUGGAAAUUGGGAUGGAAUUAGCUGAUCAAAGUAUUCUGAUGUAUUAUUGGGAACACUAAUUAAGGGUGAGUUGCCUGUUAAGGAAGGAUUCCAGUGUGGCCUUCUUUCUUUUUCUAUUUGUAGAAGUUUUGUUUCUUUUGGGGGCCAAUGGUCUUUUUUAAAAAAGAAAAAUGUGGGUGUGUGCAAGUGUGUGUAUUUUUUUUACUUUAAAAAUACUGUCUGACCAACUUCUUUUGGCAGUUUGCAAUUUCCAGGCCCAGAAGCCAUAUAAAAUUCUGCCACUGAAGUCUUUUCUACUGUGUGGAGUUGCCAUUUUUUGUAUUUUUGCUAACUUAUUGUGAGAUUUCUUUUUUUUAAAAAAAAAAUAAAGGAGUUUUUG